CACAGAGACCCAGAUAGAGAAACACACUGAGACACAGAUAGAGAAACACACAGAGACACAGAUAGACUGGAGUUCUUCCACUGCUGCUUGUGAUCAGCAGCUACUUCGUUUUUUUUAAACACGUCCUCAUUUAUUUUUGACAUUUUAUUUUAGUUGUAUAUCUACCCGAGUCGGUGCAGAGAUGUUGCCCGGCGUUAUUGCUCCUCCCGCCAUGUAUCCCAACCUGCUGUCUCUGCCGCGGACUUUGCGCUCGGCCUUCACGGCGCCGUCCAGCUUCCGUGUGGAGGACCUGUUGCGCAUCGGCCGCGAGACCUUCCCACCACCGCUUCCGUCGUCCGCAAGCCCCAACUCCCACGAGACAGCGCUCGUUUCCUCCGGGAUCGACAGAAGCAGCUCACCGCCACAGACCAUCGCAAUCAACACGACCACACACACCCACACACACACCCACACGCACACACACACUGAGCCCGGAUACCUGAAGUUUGGGGUGAACGCCAUCCUCGCACCAGAUGUCAGAAACGCAUCAUCUCCACCUGCUCUGCAUGGCAUGAGCCCCAAACACUUUCCCUUCCCAUGCUUUGAUGCUUCAUUUCAUCCGUUCAUCAGAGCUGCCUAUUUUCCUGCUUCAAACUCAGUGGUCCCAAUACCGGGAACCUUCUCAUGGCCACUUUCGGCCAGAGGAAAGCCCAGGAGAGGGAUGCUGAGGCGGGCCGUGUUUUCAGAUGUACAGCGCAAAGCCUUGGAGAAAAUGUUUCAGAAGCAGAAAUACAUCAGCAAACCGGACAGGAAGAAGCUUGCUGCUAAACUGGGCCUGAAAGACUCUCAGGUAAAAAUAUGGUUCCAAAACCGAAGAAUGAAAUGGCGGAACUGCAAAGAGAGGGAACUUUUGUCUUCAGGUGGCUGUCGAGAACAAACUCUACCCACAAAGACGAACCCUAAUCCAGAUCUCAGCGACGUCGGAAUAAAGUACGAGAAUCUUGACAGGGACAGCCCACAUGGUGCCUUCUACCAUCCUCACAUAGGCAAAGAUCUUGAAAACGGCUCAGAUUCACUCCUCACAUCUCCAUCACACUCCAGCAAGAACUCGGACUCGUCAGAUGACGAAGAAAUCACUGUAUCAUAGGCACAAAAAAAAAAGACUUUGAGUUAUGUCAGAUUAAUCCAAAUGGGGUAGGUCCUACAGACUGAAUCAAACCAAGAUACCGUCAACAGCUGUAGGAAAGUUUUGGCACCUGUGCACUGAUUAAAUAUCAUGCAUCAUCAUUAAAAUUAGGAUUUUUUCUUUCUUUUUUUUCCCAGUAUGUAUGUUAAAGUGAUACAACCAGGAGAGAUGUGUUUGCUGGCCUGGCUGAAGAUUAUUUUAAAUAUUUUUUUAAAUUGUUGGCUUCAUUUACAAUGCAGUCUAUCGAUGUCCUGCACAUUUAAUGACUUCACUCGUUUCAUAGCAUCUGCAUCUGAGACUCAUCUAUUUAACAAAUGAGCAGCUUUAAUUAGCUGCAUCACUUUAACACUACACCGAAAAUUAAUAUGAUGGAAAAAAAGCAUUGGCUAUACACGAAAAAUUUCAGGCUGCUGAUGUGAAGGCCUUUACUGUGGCUGCGUUUUCUGCAGCCGUAACAUUUCAUAUACUAUUUUGUAUGAAGAUAUUUGAAAUAUUUUGUAUGGAACAUUUUAUAGCCAAACAAGA
This is a messenger RNA of Tachysurus fulvidraco (yellow catfish), 1690 nucleotides long. RefSeq names its product developing brain homeobox 1b (gene dbx1b). The record is from RefSeq and is a predicted model, not a curated record. Gene Ontology annotation, biological process: regulation of transcription by RNA polymerase II; cell differentiation in spinal cord. NCBI's taxonomy places the organism in Eukaryota, Metazoa, Chordata, Actinopteri, Siluriformes, Bagridae. Gene Ontology annotation, molecular function: DNA binding; DNA-binding transcription factor activity, RNA polymerase II-specific. The coding region runs from base 182 to 1126 and encodes 314 amino acids. The transcript has 4 exons.